CUCCUCCCCUCUCCUCUUUUUCUCCUUUUUUCUUCAUUGCUGGUUAGUCACACUAACCAGCUCACAACCAAAGAUCUCCUCUGUCCCAGUCAUGCUGAUUGAACUUUAAACCACAACGUUCCCCCUGACAAAACCGAGCCUUUUCUCCAGAGGAAGUUAUCAAGUCUAAAGGACAUUUGGAAGUCCCAAGCCAAAAGAGAGGUGUGACAGAGAGAGAGAGCAGCACCUUUAAGGUGUUCCCAUUACAGUUGAGUGGAGUUCAAGUUCCUGCACGUUCAUAUCAGAUCUGAAGAUUCCAGUGGCAGCUAUGACUCACAGCAAUGGAGAGAACCCACAGCGAACCCGGAGUGGUCUCCACCAGAUCCGGUCCGGGAUCCAGUCCCGAUCACUGCUGGCCAAGAAGAGAGUGCAGAACAUCACGAAGGGGGAUGUGAAAGGAUGCUUUAUAAAAAAUGCCUUUGUGAUCUUUACCGUCGCUGCUGUCAUUGUUGGCACUAUCCUGGGAUUUGCUCUGAGGCCUUAUAACAUGUCUUACCGAGAGGUGAAGAUCUUCUCUUUCCCUGGAGAGCUGCUGAUGAGAAUGCUUCAGAUGCUAGUGCUGCCCCUGCUGGUUUCCAGCCUCAUCACAGGGAUGGCUGCUCUGGACAGCCGUGCUUCUGGGAAAAUGGGUAUGAGGGCCGUGGUCUACUACACGACCACUACCAUCAUUGCUGUGUCCAUUGGCAUUGUCCUGGUGCUCAUUAUUCACCCUGGUAAAGGAUCAAAGGAUGAGUUCACCAAACAGCAGCAAGUAGAGCAGGUCAAUACUGCUGAUGCCUUCCUGGACCUUAUCAGAAAUAUGUUUCCCCCUAAUCUUGUGGAAGCUUGCACCAAACAGUUCAAGACACAGUAUGCCAAGAAAGUAGUCGUUGUGAAGGUGACAGUGAACGACACCAUAUUCACACUCAACGAUAGCCAGGAGAUAACCGGGGUGGAGAUGAUCCCAGUGCCAGGGUCAGUUAAUGGAGUCAAUGCUCUCGGCAUGGUGGUGUUCUCCAUCUUCUUCGGUCUGAUCAUCGGGAGCAUGGGGGAGCAGGGGAAGCCUCUCAAGGACUUCUUCGACUGUCUCAAUGAAGCCAUUAUGAGGCUGGUUGCCAUAAUCAUGUGGUAUGCCCCUAUUGGUAUCCUGUUCCUGAUUGCUGGUAAGAUCGUGGAGAUGGAUGACAUCUCCGCCAUGGGAGGCCAGCUGGGAAUGUACACAUUGACAGUCAUUUGUGGCCUGCUCAUCCACGCCAUCUGUGUCCUUCCAACACUCUACUUCGUCAUCACCAGGAAGAACCCCUUUGUUUUCAUUGCUGGGCUGUUGCAGGCACUCAUCACUGCCCUUGGAACAUCCUCAAGCUCUGCCACAUUGCCCAUCACUUUUAAAUGCCUGGAGGAAAACAACAAGGUGGACAAGCGCGUAACUCGUUUUGUGCUUCCUGUUGGUGCCACCAUAAACAUGGAUGGCACAGCUCUAUAUGAAGCCCUGGCGGCCAUCUUUAUUGCUCAGGUCAAUGAUUUAGACCUUAACUUUGGACAGAUUCUCACCAUCAGUAUCACAGCCACAGCGGCCAGUAUUGGAGCAGCUGGGAUCCCUCAGGCAGGACUGGUUACCAUGGUGAUAGUGCUAACAUCUGUAGGUCUGCCCACUGAUGACAUCACACUCAUCAUUGCAGUUGAUUGGUUCCUGGACCGAUUGCGCACCACCACCAAUGUCCUAGGAGACUCCAUUGGUGCAGGUAUAGUGGAACACCUGUCUCGCCACGAGUUGCAGAAGAAGGACCCCGAGGUUGGCAACUCAGUGGUGGAGGAGGCCGACAAGAAGCCGUACCAGCUCAUCUGCCAGGAGAACGAUGAUCACGACAGGCCUGCUGACAGCGAGACCAAGAUGUAGAUUUUUGUCCUUGGUUGUGGUUCUUUGGAAAAUUGCAAACCACGUUUUUAAAACUAAGCUCUUCUUAAUUUCUCAACUUCCUCUCACAAGAUGGAGGAAUCAAAUUAAAUUGAUCUACAGUUAGAAUAUUUUUCCGCCAAGAUGAGUUCCACUAAUGUAUGAGGUCUGGUGUUGGCUUUUAUGACACACUGUAGACUUGAAGCGGUUCACUGUUGCAAUGUUUUUCUUAAGGGUUAGUGCUACGAUGCUUCCUGAGAGUACUACACUGUAUCUGUCAUAGGAUGGCAGCUGUUUACUAUUAAGAAUAAACUACUCUAGAGCCUGGUGGCCUAUGGCACGUGUGCCAUUGCUAACUCCUCUCAGAUCUGUGGUGACUUAUCUCACCCACUAGAGGCCAGUAUUGCCAUGAGUCUUAAAACUGCAGCAGAUUCCAGCCCAUACUUGCACAGACGUUUUCUGGCUUUAAAGUUGUUUCUUCUGUUUUGUUAGAGCAGUGUUUUAUUGAUAUUGUGAGGGAAAUGGUUGUAAAAGUAUGUUUGGACUGUGAAAAGUGUUGAAUGUCAUGCUUAUAACACUGGGCUGACUAGACCAACUUCUUUGGAAAAAAAGGGCUGCUUAUUCACAAACUUCUGUACAGACAUUAGUGGCAUUAUUUUCUAUGAUUAAGUGAACGAGUGAAUGAGGUCAUAUACCCUAAAGCACACAAACCUUUGUCCCUAAACCAUCCAAACCAGGAAGUGCUAAUCAAAGGUAAUUUGGCCACCAACCAGCCUUUUUGUUACACAUAUUCCUGAAACCGAUCAUUACAAUCAUACAGACUAAAGAACCAAAUUACUCAGCCAUGUUUUACCUGUAAAUCACUCAGCUGAGAGUUUCAACUUUAUUCAAAUAUGAAUUUUAAGCAAUUAUAUUUUUACCAAAAAGCACCAAAAUACAUUAAGAAUUCCUGUACCGUGUAUUUAAAUUAUACCAACCCGAGCCCAAACCAAUCGCUAACCCACACAAUAAUACAGUACGGUUCAAUAGGAAGAUAGUAAUGAUUUACAUUGGACAAAGUCAUAUUUUCAUUGGGAGUCAAUCCCUAAACACAGACCCUCUAACAUGGGAUAGAACUAAAAAUGAUUUUUUUUUAAAUGUAUUUUUUUAUGUCAACUUAGUAACAUGGUAGUCAGACGGCUGGAUGUAUAAUUUUCAAAUUCUCAUUUCAGUUUUCUUUAGAAAAUACUAUCUGAUGUUUAUUUCAUUUGAUUUCAUAUGGAUGUAUGUUGUAACGCUUUCAGUUAAUCCCCCCAUGUUUUAAUUUAGCUAGCUUGUAUUUGAACUAAUUCUUUAUACCAUGACAAAUGUUGCAUUUGCAUAGAAGUUGCUUUGUAUAGAAUAUUGUUCUGAAUAUGCUGUACAUGUGCAGUAUAGAGAAAUGUAGAUAGAUGUGUACAUUAAUUGUAGAUUUAAAUUGUAAAAGGUUACUUGAGGGUUACGUAUGUAAACAUGUUGUGACCGUGUUCUUAUCAAACCCUAAUGACAAAACUAAUAAUCCCUCUAGUUCCCAGUUCCAAAUGUAAAACUGGCUGAUUUAAAGGACCAAAGGGGUUUUCUUUACAUGCUUGAGGAAAUGGAAUAGUUCCGUUGUUUACAGUUGCUGGUGUCUCUCUUGAUAUGAAUGUUUCUCUCAUGAAUUCAUAUGCGACUGCACACACACACACACACACACACACACACACACACACACACACACACACACACA
Messenger RNA from Etheostoma cragini (Arkansas darter), 3659 nucleotides. It is a transcript of the gene slc1a3a, whose product is annotated as solute carrier family 1 member 3a. Gene Ontology annotation, cellular component: plasma membrane. The coding region runs from base 308 to 1915 and encodes 535 amino acids. The record is from RefSeq and is a predicted model, not a curated record. The transcript is spliced from 10 exons. NCBI's taxonomy places the organism in Eukaryota, Metazoa, Chordata, Actinopteri, Perciformes, Percidae. Gene Ontology annotation, molecular function: neutral L-amino acid transmembrane transporter activity; glutamate:sodium symporter activity; L-glutamate transmembrane transporter activity. Gene Ontology annotation, biological process: L-glutamate import across plasma membrane; D-aspartate import across plasma membrane; L-aspartate import across plasma membrane.